CUUUCGAGCGGGUACAUGAACAUAUGUGUUAGUUACCGACCUUGAUUCAAAAAUGGACGAAGGUGAAAACCAGGAGCAACUGGCCGCAUUCAACGGGAUCGAAGCAACUGGAAUCGUGAAAGAAGUAAGUUUACUACUACUCCCCAUAUCUUCCAACUUAGAUUGUCAGUUCUGUAAUAGGAACUGCGGAAUUUAGCGCGAGCAGAGUGCCGAAAUGGUCAAGUAACAUCAUUGAACAAUCUAUUACACAACUUGCCAAACUAAACAGACCUUUCAAAUAUAUCGGUAAGGUACAAAUUUAAAGCGUUUCGUUUAGGUAGAACAAAGUGUCCUGCGUUUUGAUGCAGAAAAAUGGCGCUGGGUUACAGACGGCCAGUGCGUGCUUUUGGGAUUGCAGCACUGACGAGACUUUCGGACUUGGCCAUUUGCUACCGGUUUCUUGAGGAACACCAUAAGUACGUAGAUGAUAUUUUCAUGCUAGUAUCAAACGGUUCCAAAAUGGAACCAGCCACCGGUGGAGAGUUACAAUUCAAGACUAUCGUUUCUUCUGGGGUACAUAACUUGCUUCCGACCACGCCAUGGUGCGUACACGCCGGACAGUUUGUUUUCUCUCGCAAGUCAGCCAGAAACAUGCCAAUCUACUAUCUUCGAAGAAGUGCCAUAGCUCAGCAGUUACGAUCUGAGCUGGCUCAACAAAUCUCCACAGUAAAACAACACUACGCUGGGAGUGAGCACGUGGAUGAAGCAGGACAAUAUGAAAGGAGCAAUACCAGCGGCUCAGCCAGAAACAUGCCAAUCUACUAUCUUCGAAGAAGUGCCAUAGCUCAGCAGUUACGAUCUGAGCUGGCUCAACAAAUCUCCACAGUAAAACAACACUACGCUGGGAGUGAGCACGUGGAUAAAGCAGGACAAUAUGAAAGGUGCAAUACCAGCGGCGUUUGGUGCUGUCUGUCCGACUUCUCCAACUCAACCACAAGAUCACUAAAUGUCGUCGAGAUCGCUAUCCAUGAUUGA
This is a messenger RNA of Opisthorchis viverrini, 1014 nucleotides long. RefSeq lists its product as hypothetical. The record is from RefSeq and is a predicted model, not a curated record. NCBI's taxonomy places the organism in Eukaryota, Metazoa, Platyhelminthes, Trematoda, Opisthorchiida, Opisthorchiidae. The coding region runs from base 352 to 1014 and encodes 220 amino acids. The transcript has 5 exons.